Messenger RNA from Sorex fumeus (smoky shrew), 5112 nucleotides. It is a transcript of the gene FZD1, whose product is annotated as frizzled class receptor 1. Gene Ontology annotation, cellular component: plasma membrane. Gene Ontology annotation, biological process: canonical Wnt signaling pathway; non-canonical Wnt signaling pathway. The transcript has a single exon. Bases 550 to 2511 code for a protein of 653 amino acids. Gene Ontology annotation, molecular function: Wnt receptor activity; Wnt-protein binding. The record is from RefSeq and is a predicted model, not a curated record. Lineage: Eukaryota; Metazoa; Chordata; Mammalia; Eulipotyphla; Soricidae.
GCGGCGAUUGGGCGACGCUCCCUGGGCCUCGGGUGCCGCGUCGGUUUCAAGGCUCCUCCCUCCGGGUGAAAGAGAGACUGCGGGGCGCCUGGAAACCGGUCGGAGCGCGCGCGAGGGAGAGGGAAGCCAGCGAGUUGAGGGAUUGACACAAAUGGUCAGGCGGCGGCGGCGGAGAAGGAGGCGGAGGCGCUGGGGGGAGCCGAGGCCGCUGGUCUGCCGAGAGUUGCGCGCUCUCCGGGGCCGCGGCCACUAGCGCGGCGCCGCCAGCCCGGAGCCGGUCAGCUGGGAGCCGGGGAGGCGAGACGCGACCCCCGGCGCGCCCGAGCCGCCCGGGCUCUCCCCGCCGCCCGCGCUUCAUGAAUCGCAAGUUUCCGCGGCGGCGGCUGCGGGACGCGGAGCGCGAAGCGGGGCAGCGGGCCGAGAGCGGCUGGGGCCCGACGGAGGGCACCCGCGCCGAGGAGGAGAUCUCCCUGGCCGCGGGGGGCACCGCCGCCGGCCGCGCCCCCGUCCGCCCCCGCCGAGCUGCUCGGAGAAAGGAACCCAGAAAGUAUGGCUGAGGAGGAGGCGCCUAAGAAGUCCUGGGCCGCCGGCGGCCGCGCGAGCUGGGAACUUUCUGCCGGGUCGCUCCGGGCUGGCCCGGUGGCCGAAGGGAUCGGGGCCGCCGGCAGGCUCGGCCGUCGCCCCGCUGCUGACCCCGGGCGCUUGGCGCGCCGGCUGCUGCUGCUACUUUGGCUGCUGGAGGCGCCGCUGCUGCUGGGGGUCCGGGCGCAGGCGGCGGGCCAGGGGCCCGGGCCCGGGCCGGGCCAGCAGCCCCCCGCGCCUCCCCCGCCGCCUCCGCAGCAGCAACAGGGCGGGCAACAGUACAACGGCGAGCGGGGUAUCUCCAUCCCGGACCACGGCUACUGCCAGCCCAUCUCUAUCCCGCUGUGCACGGACAUCGCCUACAACCAGACCAUCAUGCCCAACCUGCUGGGCCACACGAACCAGGAGGACGCGGGCCUCGAGGUGCACCAGUUCUACCCGCUGGUGAAGGUGCAGUGCUCGGCCGAGCUCAAGUUCUUCCUGUGCUCCAUGUACGCGCCCGUGUGCACCGUGUUGGAGCAGGCGCUGCCGCCCUGCCGCUCCCUGUGCGAGCGCGCGCGCCAGGGCUGCGAGGCGCUCAUGAACAAGUUCGGCUUCCAGUGGCCCGACACGCUCAAGUGCGAGAAGUUCCCGGUGCACGGCGCGGGCGAGCUGUGCGUGGGCCAGAACACGUCGGACAAGGGCACCCCGACGCCCUCGCUGCUUCCCGAGUUCUGGACUAGCAACCCCCAACACGGCGGCGGCGGGGGACACCGUGGCGGCGGCGGCUUCCCGGGGGCCGGCGGCGCGUCCGACCGCGGCAAGUUCUCCUGCCCGCGCGCCCUCAAGGUGCCCUCCUACCUCAACUACCACUUCCUGGGGGAGAAGGACUGCGGCGCGCCGUGUGAGCCCACCAAGGUGUACGGGCUCAUGUACUUUGGGCCCGAGGAACUGCGCUUCUCGCGCACCUGGAUCGGCAUCUGGUCGGUGCUGUGCUGCGCCUCCACGCUCUUCACCGUGCUUACCUACCUGGUGGACAUGCGGCGCUUCAGCUACCCGGAGCGGCCCAUCAUCUUCCUGUCGGGCUGCUACACCGCCGUGGCUGUGGCCUAUAUCGCGGGCUUCCUGCUGGAGGACCGGGUGGUGUGUAACGACAAGUUCUCCGAGGACGGGGCGCGCACCGUGGCGCAGGGCACCAAGAAGGAGGGCUGCACCAUCCUCUUUAUGAUGCUCUACUUCUUCAGCAUGGCCAGCUCCAUCUGGUGGGUGAUCCUCUCCCUCACCUGGUUUCUCGCGGCCGGCAUGAAGUGGGGCCACGAAGCCAUCGAGGCCAACUCGCAGUACUUCCACCUGGCCGCCUGGGCCGUGCCGGCCAUCAAGACCAUCACUAUCCUGGCCCUGGGCCAGGUGGACGGCGACGUGCUGAGCGGGGUGUGCUUCGUGGGUCUCAACAACGUGGACGCGCUGCGCGGCUUCGUACUGGCGCCCCUCUUCGUGUACCUGUUCAUCGGCACCUCGUUCUUGCUGGCGGGCUUUGUGUCGCUCUUCCGCAUCCGCACGAUCAUGAAGCACGACGGCACCAAGACCGAGAAGCUGGAGAAGCUUAUGGUGCGCAUUGGUGUCUUCAGCGUCCUCUACACCGUGCCUGCCACUAUAGUCAUCGCCUGCUACUUCUAUGAGCAGGCCUUCCGGGACCAGUGGGAGCGCAGCUGGGUGGCCCAGAGCUGCAAAAGCUAUGCCAUCCCCUGCCCCCACCUCCAGGCUGGCGGGGGCGCCCCACCCCACCCCCCAAUGAGCCCCGACUUCACAGUCUUCAUGAUCAAGUACCUUAUGACACUGAUCGUGGGCAUCACGUCGGGCUUCUGGAUCUGGUCAGGCAAGACCCUAAACUCCUGGAGGAAGUUCUACACCAGGCUCACCAACAGCAAACAGGGGGAGACCACCGUCUGAGCCCCUCGGACCCCCGUUCCUAGCUGUCCGCUGGACCCUACCACACCACAACAGCUGCCCCCACCGGAAUCCUUGGCCAGAUCUGGCGGCUAAUAGAGGUUUUCUCACUAGACCCUCAAAGCCGCGGGCCCCUUGGUGAAAAACUGGGCGCCUGCAAAAGUUUCCAUCCCUGGGGGCAAAGGGACCAAAGGGACCUGCCAGCGAGGGGGGAUGGACAGACCUCUCUAGCCCUCACUGCGGUACCAGGACUGUACGCUUUUAUGAAUUGUAUAUAGCCUGUGUAAGAUUUUUGUAAGUAUAUUUGUAUUUAAAUAAUGACCGAACACGCGGUUUUCCUUAUUUUUUUUUCUUUUCCUUUCCGCUCCCCUUCUCCCCCGGCCCCCCAUUUUUAAAAAGUUUUAAUUGUGAGAGUGGUUUAACCAUUUAAGGUUUUUCUUGCCCUUUCCCAAGAACUCCAGAGAUAGAGAUCCGAGCUCACCCACGGGCUGUUCCUCGACCCCCCAGGGCGGGGGAGGUGAUGGGACUGGGGCCGCGCGGGACCGGAGUCACUUUCCUCUGCGUUCGGCUCCCUCCCUUCGCCUUCGUGCUGGGGAUCAGCGCUUUUAAGGUACUGAACUCCGCAAAGCUUCCGAAUCCGGGAAUCCCUGUCUAUCCCCUCUCUGCCCCGGACCCAGAAAGGACCUUGACUUUCCGAAACUGAAUAUUUCUUACCCGAGGCUUCCAAGAGGCCCAGGGAUGUGGGCGCCUGCAAUCUCUGCCUCCCUGCACGCCGCCCCGCCCCGCAGCGCCCACACACUCACUCCUUUCACCGCGGUCGGUUCGAGGGUGAGCGGGCUACACCAAUGCCAAACUUUUUCAAGUUCUAAUUUUUGGUGGAUGAGUUCAUUUCAUUCUCUAGCUUCUAAAACCUGGUAUGGGUUUGACCAGCGUCAUGGAAAGAUGUGGUUACUGAGAUUUGGGAAGAGGCAUGAAGUUUUGUGUGGGUUGGGAGAGACUGAAGAUGGGGUUAUAAAAUGUUCAUUCUAAUUAUAUACUGAUACCUGGCAAUCUGCCCCUAGUACUGAGGGGCCCUACGUUUAGAUUUUCCCGUUCUGUUAAAUGGAAACAGUGAGAUCACCUGGAAAGCUUUGUCAAGGAGUUGAUGUAGAUGGUUCCUUACCCAGGAUAGCUACAGUGAGUGUUUUGAAACUUGAAGAUUUCAGGGUAAUGGACAUUCUCAAAAUAAGAUACUGCUUUUGAAAAUUUUUAACCAAGUGAUAAUUGGACGUGUAUCAGAAACUAAGAUGUUAAACUUGUACACUUUCAGUUAUCAGGAUUAUUAAGCAGCACAUUCCAAGGGAGGAACAAUCCACAUUACUAAACCUGAUAAGAUUUUAAGAGGUCAAGGAAAUCGAAAUAAAUGAUGAAAUUAGCUCCUAAAAUAUGCAACAUUUGAGCAUGUGUUUUCGUUAAAUAUGUGCAGAUCUACCACAUUAAAUAAAUAUUGUGUACUCCUUUCUGGAUUUACAGAAGUAUGUCAAAUGUAAAUUUUUCAAAGCCAUUUUAAAAUAUUAACUUUAGCUCUCUUGGGGAAGAGAAAAAAAAAAGGAGUCUUCCUGAUUGUAUUGUUUUAAACUUUGAGAGUUUAUCAAAAUGCUGGUACUUCAGACCUAAAUUUAUCUCUAUCAUACCUGAAAAUGACAGUGGUCUUCGAAUUUGGUAUGUGUUUAUUCUGUUCACUAUCACAAAAUCAUCUAUAUUUAUAGAGGAAUAGAAGUUUAUAUAUAUAUAAUACCAUAUUUUUAAUUUCAUGAAUAAAAAAUUCAAAGUUUUGUACAAAAUUAUAUGGUUUUUGUGCCUGAAAAUAAUAGGGCUGGAAAUGUAUGAACUGUCUUGACAUUUUCUAGUGUCUCAUAGCCAAUCUCACGGUAUAAAAAUUAAAAAAUUUAAUGAAAAAUUCUAUGCUUAAACCUUCAAGCCAGUCCUUCCAAAGAAAUAUCCUACUUGCAUUGUUGUGAUUGAUGUGAAGUCCCAAGAGAAGAUUUGCUUUCAUGACAUGACAGAGACAGUAAAAAGUAGAAAUUUGCAAAUUAUUUCUUUACUCAAAAAAAAAUUAUUAAAAAGACUUAUAUAAAGCCUUUUUUUCUUUCAAGGGGUAAAUUUAUGACAUUUUAUAAUAUGGAAGCUUUUUGAAAAGUCAUCUUUGUCACAAUUCUUAUUUAAUACUGUCUUUUUAUAAUCUUGGAUAUUCCAAAACUACAAGUAGGCAUUCAAUAAAUGGUUAACUGUUUAUAAGCAUUUUAAAAAGUGUUGGAUACAUAAGGCUGUUUUAUUGUUUUCUACUAAAGACAAUAUAUUGUUCAAGAAGCUUCAGAGGAAUUAUCUAGGUUAAAGAAAUUAUACAUUUUAUAUAUACAUAUAUUAUAACAUGUAUAUAUACACAAAUGUAUGUAUAUAAACAUAAGUAUACAUGCACCAGUUUAAUAGAAAAGAUGCAGCAUUUAUUUGUACAUUUCAUAAUAUGGGAAUAAGUUACAAGAAAUGGGAUAUGCCAGAUAAAAAACAUCAACUAUCUUUGGAAAAUAAGUUUAUUAUACCUUUAUAGAUUAAAAGUAUCUAUUG